Molecule: messenger RNA, 1560 nt
Organism: Cavenderia fasciculata
Lineage: Eukaryota; Evosea; Eumycetozoa; Acytosteliales; Cavenderiaceae
Exons: 2
Coding region: 1-1560 (519 amino acids)
Source: RefSeq, a predicted model, not a curated record
AUGAAAAAAAGUAAAUAUCUAUCUUCAUCUUCACCUUCUUCAUCAUCCUCUUCAUCUCUUAUAUCUCCAAUACCAAAAGGAGGACUAUCAGAUUUAAUAUUACUCAAGAUCAUCAAUGAUUUAGAAUGCAAUCAAGAUAUUGUAUGUCUGUUGAUGACAUGUAAAGCAUAUUAUAGAGAAUUUAUGAAACAAUAUGAAAAAGUUAUUACUUUUAAAGUUAGUGAACCAUUUGAAGGAUUUUGGUCAAGUGAAAAAGUUAACUUUGAUUUUCAAGGUGACAUACCCGACAUUUUAGCUUUGUUCUCUUCUAUAGACUCCUUGAAAAUAGAAUUCAUGUCGAUCAUCCCACCAUCUUUUCCAAACAUCACUCAAUGGCCUUGUACUCUGACAUCUUUGUACAUCGAAUCUCCAACAGUCCUACCAGUCGGUAUUCAAUUCCCAGUCACUCUCACAUCAUUGAUUAUCGCUUAUUUCCAUUUUAGUGGAACAUUUUCUCUGGACUUGUCCAACUUGAUAGUUCUUGCAGAUCUAGAUGUGAGAAGUCCGACCACCUCUUCUGAUCUCAUUCCAGCCACCAAUAUUCGCUUUCCCAAUCCAAGCUCAUCUCUCACCAGUCUCAACCUUUGUAUUCCUCUUGACACAACCACCAUGACGCAAUCCUUCUUUCCAACAAACCUUCAAGUUCUCAGAAUGGGUUUAAAGUACUUUGGUAGUACCAAACCUCCACCAACUGUGACAAGGAUGGAUAUACGGUGUGACGUUAAAAUACCAAACAACUUUUUCCCACCUAGUCUCUUGGAAUUAACAAUUGUUCUCGUUCAUGAAGCCACACUGGAUCCUUGGAUGCUUAAACAAGGGCUUAAAUACUUACAUAUCAGAAGUGACAAAGCUUUCUCCAUAACACCAGAAAUUAUACCAGACUCUGUUACUUUUCUGUCGAUCAAUGUUGAUAGCCCUAAUCAAGCUGUAUUCCCAAGCAAAUUAGAAGUACUUUCAACAACGAUCAAUUUCACUUCACCUAGUAAUUACCCACCAACAUUACGUGAAUUGGUUUCUUGUAAAAGUAGUCAUCCACCACCAAUCAUCUACUUACCAACAUCACUAGAAGAGGUUUGUUGGUUAUUGGUUAAAAUCAAAGAUACAAACAUUUAUACACUUCCAACAACAAUGAUAAUCAAUAAUGAUAAUAGUUCACCAACCGACAACCCUCCUCAUUUUAUCCUACCAUACCGUUUAAAAAACCUAUUAGUUUUAAAAUUGGGUGAUUUCAAAAAGGACUUCAGUAUACGAAUAGAUCAAAUCAUCAAUUGUUCAAAUGUAGAACAUUUAGUGGUUGGAUCGAGAUUUAAUCUUAACAUUCGAAGAUUAGAUAAUGGAGAUGUAAUGCUCAACUGUGGUGAUACAUUUUUUGGUGGUAUUUAUCGACAACAACGUAGAAUGGAAAACAUUAGUAUUGAAAAUAGAAGUGCACUAGAUUUCCGUGCACUCUAUUUAAAUUUUAAAGUAAAAGGAAAUCAUAUUUAUAUUUAUCCAAGCAAUACUCCAAUUGAAAAUAAAUAA